AUGUCGAAUGUAGUUGUUAUUCAUAAUGAGUGUAAGAGAGGGUAUGGUUGGAGGCUUAAGGCUAGGAAGAGCUCCUAUUCACCAUCAUGGGAGAUUAUUACGUAUAAAGGGAAGAGCUCCUAUUUACAUGUUACCCAUGUUCUCACUGGUCAAUUGUUGAGGAGUGUGGGACGUGGUUCAUUUGCGCCACCAAUUCUUCCACCCCCACAUGUGCCAUAUGGAUCACAGUGGUCCUUUGAAAGACGAACAAGGACCCACACAGGAUCGGGCGUGGGGUUCUACCGCGAUCAACUCGAUCUACUACGAGCGGACCAUUUUCGAUGGGACCCUUACGCUGCUGAGGCAUACGCUGCGGUGCCUCAGCACUCGGGCAUAUUGUCAGGGGCGUGGAGAGCAUCUGUACCUCUAAUCUGCUUCGACAUAGUCGAAGUGCAUCUCCCGGAGCGUGUACUCCGCCAAUUUGGGAUGGUACAGGGCAUCCCGUCGCCAUGUGACAUAGAGGCGGAGGUCCAUAACUCGCGCAAGGGUCGUUGGGAGCACAGGCUAGAGCUGCUGGCCCAAGGUGCGCCGAUCGAGGCUGUAGGCGGCGCUACUUCGGCAGAUUACAUGUCGUGGUUCCUCUCCAUCACUCGUCGAUGGAUGACACCACGAGGUAUCAUGGCGGCAGCCCAGUACACUCCCGCAGCACCGACGAUGACACACUUUGCACAGGGCAUUGAAUCAGUCAUCAACUCCUCCCAAGAGGAGCCCGUACGGGAGAUUGCCCAAGGCAUACUCCGAGGAACGCAGUUUCAACACUUCAUUCCGGAAGUGACUGCGCCCCACACCACUAUGUACGAGUAUGGGUCAUCUCCUCAUCAUGCCGACGUUCAUCUUGAGGAGGUUGACUUAACGUGCCCGGACUACGAUGCCGGGUCCUCACAGGGUGCCACAUCAUCACAGUAUCAAUCACCUCCCCUACCCGAGCGUCAUGCGACGGCCUCUUACUAUCGUAGGAGGCGUUGUAAAUCAUCACAGUUAGACAGGGUACAGGAGGAGGAUUAGCAUUAGAAUACUGUUUGUAUAUAUUGAUCAUUAGUGACAAUUUGUA
Molecule: messenger RNA, 1090 nt
Organism: Amaranthus tricolor (Joseph's coat)
Lineage: Eukaryota; Viridiplantae; Streptophyta; Magnoliopsida; Caryophyllales; Amaranthaceae
Product: serine/threonine-protein phosphatase 7 long form homolog
Exons: 5
Coding region: 1-1044 (347 amino acids)
Source: RefSeq, a predicted model, not a curated record